Molecule: messenger RNA, 5861 nt
Organism: Antechinus flavipes (yellow-footed antechinus)
Lineage: Eukaryota; Metazoa; Chordata; Mammalia; Dasyuromorphia; Dasyuridae
Gene: GPR174
Product: G protein-coupled receptor 174
Exons: 1
Coding region: 684-1805 (373 amino acids)
Biological process (GO): positive regulation of Rho protein signal transduction; phospholipase C-activating G protein-coupled receptor signaling pathway
Cellular component (GO): membrane
Molecular function (GO): G protein-coupled receptor activity
Source: RefSeq, a predicted model, not a curated record
GUGUGACUGCGGGUAAAUCGCUUGUCCUCGCUAAACUUCAGGUCCCUCAUUUGUAAAAUUAGUGGAUUGCAACCUCCCAGUUCUAAUAUUCCACACUUCUCCCGUGUUCCUCUUCCCAAAAGGGUCCUCACAAUGAUUUAAUGUUUUGUUUUGUUUUCUAUUUUCCUUGCAGUCUGCUUGUCUUGCCUGGUUUCAAGCCUUAAAGAUUCCGUGGAAAUAACCCCAUAGCCUUGCCCUGGGCCAAAUUAAUUUGCCCUGAAGUGUGAUGGACAGAACUUUCUCCCACUUCCUCAAGCCAGGAUCCAAUAUGGUAUUUUUCUCCAGCAAGGUCACAAACAACCAAGUUCUUUUAAGAAACUUGGGGGUCUUCCAGAGAGUCCUAAGAAAGCAUCGCACCAUCGUGUCACAUGAUAAUAUUUGCCAAGAGAUAUCUGUCACCAUGUGGAGCUUGGAAGAAUCCUUAUGUGAUACAUUCAUGAUCCUACAAAGAGGGAACCAACAGUUAUAAUGUCCCAGAAGGCCUUGCCCCCAUAGCAGCAAGAAGGGAACCUCAUAGAUGUCUGUCAGUGGCUCAUACAGACUACACUUUCAUAUCCAUGAAUACUGAAUGCUAAUCCAAGGCAAAUGUCCACAUAAUUCUAUGAAAAGCGCCCAAAUCAUGUACAGGGGCUCAAGCAGAGGUAAUGAAAGGAAAACAUUAUUCUAUGCCUUUAGAUUUCCCAGCCCAUCCAUUAUCUGUCACUGAAAAAGCUCUGCAGUUGGCAGUGGACUUACUUAUUGACCAGAGAGAGUCUCUGGAGAGAAACAUGAGUAGUAACAAUUCAUGUACCCUAGCAGAUAUAGCCAACACAGAUUUUCGGUACUUUAUUUAUGCGGUCACGUACACAGUCAUCCUGGUGCCUGGUCUCAUAGGAAACAUACUAGCUCUGUGGGUUUUCUAUGGCUACAUGAAAGAAACCAAGCGGGCUGUGAUCUUCAUGAUCAACUUGGCCAUCGCAGACUUAUUACAAGUACUCUCCUUGCCUUUGAGGAUCUUUUACUACCUGAAUCACAACUGGCCUUUUGGGGAAGGCCUCUGUAUGUUUUGCUUCUACCUGAAGUAUGUGAACAUGUACGCCAGCAUUUACUUCUUGGUGUGCAUUAGCGUGCGGCGGUUCUGGUUCCUCAUGUACCCCUUCCGCUUCACAGACUGCAAAAGGAAAUGUGACCUGUACAUCAGUGUAGCAGGCUGGCUCAGUAUCUGCCUUGCCUGCCUCCUUUUCCCCUUUCUCCGGAUCAACCACGAGAAGGCUAGCAACCGCACCAAGUGCUUUGUGGAUCUCCCCACCAGGAAUGUGAACUUGGCACAGUCCAUUGUCAUGGUAACAGUGGGGGAGCUGGUGGGCUUCAUCACGCCUCUCAUCAUUGUUCUCUACUGUUCCUGGAAGACUGUGUUAUCACUAAAGGAGAAGUACCCAGUGUCCCAGGACCUCGGGGAGAAGAAGAAGGCUCUUAAAAUGAUCUUAACCUGUGCAGCGGUCUUCUUGAUUUGCUUUGCACCUUAUCAUUUUAGCUUUCCUUUAGAUUUCCUGGUCAAAGCCAACAAAAUCCAGAGCUGCAGGGCUCGCAAGGUGAUUCUGAUAUUCCACUCGGUGGCCCUGUGCCUGGCGAGCCUGAAUUCCUGCCUAGACCCAGUCAUCUACUACUUCACCACCAAUGAGUUUAGGAGGCGGCUGUCCAGACAAGAUUUGCAAGACAGCAUUCAACUCCAUAACAAAAAUUACACGAGCAGCCAUGUCUCAGCGGCAGGGUCGGGACUCUGUUGAAAUCUGAAUGCUUGCGCUGAUUGAAAGCUCAGAGAUUGACAACUUAACAUCCCAACCAGGGAAACAAAUGACAGCAUCCGCACGUGUGUGUCUUCUCUGGUUAUGUCCUAGCCCAUCCAUGGGGAUCUAUGUACAUCCGAGUCUUGGUUCCCAGGCAGGGCAUCACCAGAGUCGGCUUGGUAACCACUCAUCCCAUUGUCCAUCAAAAUCUCUGCAACCGUUGCACUGACGAUAACCAUUGUUCGAUGGCUUGCCAUUCAUAUCGGCACUGAAGAGGCAGCAGAGGGUGGCUGUGCCACGAACAGAAUGAUUUUUUUUUUAAUGGCAGAAUUGUUUUUUUUUUAAUUUAAUUUGGCCACAUCGGCCCAUGAAGCCGUUUGUGUCCAAGUGUAGUACAGUCAUCUGGUUAUUCUGCCAAACGCAGGGUUACAGUAUAAUCUUGGAUUUGUGGGGAAAACUGGCUGAGUACUGGCCUUGGAGACAGAAGAGCCAAGUUCAAAUCCUGACUCCGAUACUUUGUGACACUGGGCAAGUAAUUUGCCUUCUCAAAAUCCCGGGCUAUUUUCUGAGAAUAAUCUACUAAGUUACAGACAGAUUUCAAGCUUUUUUGAUCAAAAUCACAGAUGCUCAACAAUACACAUAUUUGUGCUAUAGCCUAGAAAUGAAUUCUAACCUUUUGUUUUAUCAUUAACUCAUUUGUCAACUCAUCCAAAUUUGGGAGCUUGGAGAUCUUUGUUUUGCCCCUAUAACCAUUUGCUCCUAACCAGUGACCUGCUAAGUCAGAAGCUUCACAUCGCUACUUUAGGAAUCUGAAUCCUGGCCAUUGUUUGGAAUUCCUAAUACAGGAGGAAUGACUGAUCCCACUGGAACAGCCAGCCUCAGCCAUGCCCAUUGGAGAACUGCGUUCCUCAUCUGUACCCCUAGCUAUUGAAAAAGACAAAACGAUCCCAUCCCCACCUCCUACUUCACGGGAAAAGUACAGAAGAUCUCUCUGGGAAGCCUGGAACCUCUUAUAAGAUCUUAAUGAAGAAGAUGACAACGAUGAGAUCAUGACUCCCAUUUCUAUAGCUUGAGAGUAAAACAUUGUACCUACAACUGUGAGAUAGGGGGUAUGUGAGAAGCAAACACAAUCUGAGAACACAAGAGGCAGUGUGGGGAAAGGGCAGAGCUACACCCAUGUUUGAUUCCCACUGUUAACAUUUCCCCAGGUGUGACCCUGCAUGUACCUUGGAGUCCUUCUCUGAGGCAGAUCCGUCUCUUGAGUUUCAGUUUCCUCAUCUGUUAAAUGGGGAUAAUACACUUAUAGGACCAACCUCAUAGAGUUGCUAUGAGGCUCAAAUGAGAUGCAUAGGAGGUGCAUCCUUUGCAGCCUUAAAGUCUGUCUAUGUGUGAGCUAUCACUACCUGAUAUGCUACUUUUCAUGCCUUUUUUUUAAAAAAAGAAAUGUAUUUAUGACAUGGGGAAAAUUACUUCUUAAACUAGGGAAGAACUGGGUUCCAAACCUGUCUUUGACCCAUCCUGGCUGUGAGACUUUGGGCAACUCAUUUAACCUCUCACUGGCCUGUAUCUGAGUUCACCAUCUGUGUCAAUGGAGGACAAUUACACAUGAAGAUAUCUCUAUACUAAUGAAAUAACAAGUCUGGACACACACACACACACACACACACACACACACAUAUGGUAUGUAUGCUCAUCAUCUAGAAGACUAUGUAAAGUACCCCAAGGGCUAGCUUUUAUUGGCAGCACAGGGGCUUAUUUGAGAUGUAAGAAUCUGAAGUUAAGAAGUAUCUUUGAAAAAUAAAGUGAAAUAGAAAGGAAUUCAAGCAUGAGACAUGAGAGCUUUUUUUAAAGAACAAAGUUUUAAGGAUAACUUUUGUGUUUAUAUCACAUUCAUUACCACCCCUACCAAUCAAACCUCCCCAUGUACCUAAGAUAUAUUUGUAAAACAGUUUAGCAAAACCAACAGAUAUAUUGAUAUCUGACACCUUCAACAGGAUUCUACCUAGAUAGUCUUCCACUUCUAAAUGAAAGGAGGGAAGGGCAUCUGCUCAUCCCUUUUCUGGGACCAAAUUUUAUCAUUUUAUUUAUAUAACAUUCAGUUUUAUUGUAUUUUCUCCAUUUCCAUCAUUGUAGUCACUGAGUAUGCUGUUUGCUUGGGGUUUCUUACUUUGCUCUGCAUCGAUUCAUAUUAGUCUUUUGAUGCUUCUUUGAAUUCCUCAUCUUUGUUGUUUUUUUAUAGUACAGUGAUAUUCCAUAACAUUUGUGUACCAUAAUUUGUGGUAUAGAAAGCAUUAUGUUUGGCACUGGGGAAGAGCCAAGUUUAACUAACAUACAGACACUGCCUUCAUUUGGCUCCAAAGUAGUCUUUUGGGGACAUAAGCCCUAAAUACAGAUAAUGCUAAUACAUAAAAUUACAUAGUAAGUAAAUGGGAACGGUGCAAAGUACAGUGUGAAGGCCUGAGGGAGAAAUUAGUUACUAAAGGAUAGGCCUGGGGGUAGCACCAGAAUGGGAAAUGGAAGAGCUGGCCAUUGAAUUGCACUUUAAGUAGAGCAAUCCACGUGAGAAGGAAGAUAUGGCUAUAGCUGUCCCCUUCUCUUUGAAUCUUCUUCCUUGUGGGAUUUUGAAACCACAGAAUGUUUAGAGCUAGUAGGUUACUUUGAAGUCAUUCAGUCCAACCUUAUUUUACAGAUGGGGAAACUGAAGGUCCAGACAGAGAUGGCAAAUGAUCACAUCAGCAGGUGACAGAGCCAGUAGCUACCCAGGACUCCUGAUUCCCAUUUAUUCUUCCCACAACUGAUAAUAUUCCCCUAAAUACUAGUCGUCUAAUGCUUCUUCCUUAGCAUGGCUCUUGAGGCCUUCUACAACCUGGCCCAAUUUAUUCUUAAAGAAAUGGACUGGUCUGGAGUUGGGAGAGCCUUUGACUUCUGCCUGGGAUACUUACUAGCUGUGUGACUGGGCAAGUUCCUCUCUCUGAAUAACAACCACAACAGUAACGCUUUCCUCCCAAGGUUGUUGUGAGGAUAAAGGAGGUUAUAAAGUGCUUUGCAAACUAUAAAGCACUAAUGCGAUACUAAGUUUUAUUAUUAUUAUCAUUAUUAUUAUUAACCUCAGUCUCCUCAUCUGCAAAAUUGGAAUAAUAAUGAUAAUGAUAUAUACUUUAACAUAUUUAACAUGUAUUGGUCUACUUGCCAUCUGGGGGAAGGGGUGGGGGGAAGGAGGGGGAAAAUUGGAACAAAAGGAUUUGCAACUGUCAAUGCUGAAAAAUUACCCAUGCGUAUAUCUUGUAAAUAAAAAGCUAUAAUAAAAAAAUAAUGAUAAUGAUAGCAGAUAACUCUCAGGGUGUUGUGAGGAUCAAGUGAGAAUAAUGUGUUGGAAAUAGUCUCUAAUCCUUAAGAUGCUUUAUGCCUACCAGCUGUUGUUAUUUCUGCUCUCAUUCUCCAAUUCAUUUGGAGUUCUCUUUCUUUGGCCCGCUAGCAGCUUCUUGAGGUUGGAGCCGUCUAAGUAGACUUCUUCAUCUAUAGUAAUGAUCUCCAGUUUAGGAAGAAAGACCUUUUUGUCACAGUCACUGCUUGACUUUUGCUUCCUGAGCCCCAAAUCCAGAUCCAAACGUGGGAGACUUUGACAGUGGAAAGUCACGUCAACAGAUUGUACAUGUCGGGGUCAAUGAGCCAAUACAUUUUGCUUACCAUGAGUCUCUAGAGUGGAACCUCCUGUCUCAAGAACCAAGGAAACCUGGCCUAAGUGAGGUUUCGGGGAACCUGGGGAUGAGUAAAUUUCCAGGUCACAGUUUUGAUUCUUAGAAGCCCGUGUAGCCUUGUGGCAAAAGUAUGAGAUUUGGAAUGAGGACUUGGAUUGCAAUUUCACUGCCUGAGUGACCUUGCCCGAGUGACUUAAGAUCUCUGGAACCCAGUCUCCUCCUCUAUAUAAUAAAAGAGAUGACCUCUGAAAUCGCAUACAGCUCUAAAUCCUAUAGCUUUUUCCCCAAUAAAGUACUGUGAAAAUGUAUUUUAGCAUAAUUUACUGCUAUAAUUUAUAAAGUGCAUUUUUGUCUCAAA